Molecule: messenger RNA, 5316 nt
Organism: Hemisphaericaspora subhashii
Lineage: Eukaryota; Fungi; Ascomycota; Pichiomycetes; Serinales; Debaryomycetaceae
Product: DEAD/DEAH box helicase
Exons: 2
Coding region: 1-5316 (1771 amino acids)
Biological process (GO): protein polyubiquitination; DNA damage response
Cellular component (GO): nucleus
Molecular function (GO): ATP binding; ATP-dependent chromatin remodeler activity; ubiquitin protein ligase activity
Source: RefSeq, a predicted model, not a curated record
AUGUCAUCCUUCUCACUUCCACCACAAAAUAUUGAGAUGGUUCAAUUAGAACCAGACCUUCAACCCCAACAGUCAACAGAUUCAAGUUCCUCAUUUAGCAACGCGCAAUUAAUUCAUUUUGAUUUAUACGCCAUGUCACAAUUCAUAACUAAAUCAACAGAACUCAAACUCAACUCCAAUAAAAGAAGAAAGCUAAACCCAUCAGAAGCUAACUCUGUAGAUGAACAACUACUGGAAAGUAUCUCGCUUGUGCAUCGACAUAUUAAAUUCCAAGAUAUUUCGCCUGUCCCAAUCUACGGAAAGUUCUUAAAUUGCCUCACACCAACCACUUCUUCUUCCUCCUCCACCUCCAGUUCCACCUACUACGAAUUUGAAUCAAGUGAUGUAUUUUUCAAAAUCACCGAUGGGUUAUUAUAUAUCAAGAACAAACAGAUUGCAAAAUCACGCUCGAGGAUAUUAUUCAGUAUGACCAUGUCUCAAGAUAUUUCCGAUGAAGUCUAUUUAUUAAAUCUUCAACGACAACAACAGCUCAAGAGUGGGAUAUUGGUUGAUAUACCACCGAGGUUGAAAUUAGGUUUCGAUACUGCAAAUAGUAAAAUCGAGGUGGAGAUUGAAUAUAGGAUUGGGUAUGUUUGUGAUUUAUACCUGAGUGGGAAAUAUGAUGUUUUGGUUAGGAUUAAUAAUUUGUUGAAGGAGAAGAUUGUGCCAUUUCCAACUAAGAAUGAGGUGAUGAUAUAUGGGGUAGUGGAGGAUGAUGAGGAAGAAAUUAGUCCUAGUUUGUUUUAUAGAUGUAUUUCGGAGAAUACGGCGUUGAUGCCGAAAUAUGAGGAAUCGUUUGAUAUACCGGAAUUAGAAACUAAUUUAUUACGAUUUCAAAAAAAGACCGUGAAUUGGUUAUUAGGAAUGGAGAAUGUUAAGCUUAAUAAAGAAACCAAUCGUACAGAACCAGUACCAUUCUUAUCUGAUUUAGAUCUCCAAUUACUCAAUUCCGAACCCACGGAAAAGGAAGAACAAGAUGAACUAUUAUACAAACUCCUAAAUCAACAUUGUUUUGGUUGGAAACGGGUAAUAAUCGACAACAAACUAUAUUUCUACAACCAUCUCACUUCACAAACCCUUCUGCGUCCACAAGCGAUAGAAUAUAUCCUAUCAUAUCACAACGACGCUGACAAGAACACUUAUCCACCCGUCCUCCCUGCCCAAGGACUCCUAUGUGAAGAAAUGGGUCUCGGAAAGACCGUCGAAAUCACAACUUUGAUCCUAUUGAACCAAAGACCAAUCCUGGAAAUCAAUGAACCAGUCAAGAUUCAAUUGAACUCAUUUGGGGAUAUGAAAACGAUCGUGAAAGCAAAAACAACUUUAGUGAUUGCUCCUGAAUCGAUAUUGAAACAAUGGGUGAAAGAAAUUGUUCAUUUGGCUCCUAGUUUGGCGGUGACUGUAUAUGCUGGAGUAAAUGGAUAUCCGAAAUUAGAAAAUAAACCAGCAUUAAUUGCAGAAUAUUUACGGAAAUUUGAUGUGGUUUUUACGACAUAUGCUACGAUUUCGAAGGAGUUGGAUUAUGCCAAGUAUUCUUCAACCAAUAAGAAGACAAGAAUGGGGAGAAAGAAACAAAGAGUGAAUUAUGCGACUAUUGAUACGGGUGACGAUGAAGAUGGAGAGGAUGAACAAGAAGAGAGGUCAGUAGCAGAUACUAGAGAUGAACAAGAAGCGUUAUUAGAAGACUAUAAAUCCCUUUUCCAACUUACAAUGACCCAUUCAAAACCUUCAGGAAAGGCAAAUAUAAGAUCCACCAAUACCCAAACCGAAACCGACUACGAAAAAGCCCUUCAAGAUGAAAUCCAUCUCGCUAUCAAACACAACCGUGUCCCAGAAAUUUAUCGUACAGUAGAUUAUGAAUCUCCAUUAAUGCUAACACAAUUCUGGCGAGUUGUUCUCGAUGAAGUCCAAAUGGUUUCUUCCACCUAUUCACGAGCAUUCCAAUCAGCAGCUCUUAUCCCCCGAUUUCACGCUUGGGGUGUAAGUGGAACCCCCAUCAAAAAGGAUUUGCGGGAUUUGUUAUCCACAUUACAAUUCUUGAAAUAUCUCCCAUUUAUGGGUGAAAUGGGGUCAAAUAUCUGGGAUAAAUUGACCACAGAAGAUUUCGUGAGAUUAUGGACCAAGAUUUCAAUACGACAUACGAAAGCAAUGGUGCAUGAUGAUAUUCAACUUCCUCCACAACAACGAAUAUUAUUAACGAUUCCGUUUACGCCUAUUGAACAAGAUUUUUAUAAUCAAAGGUUUGAAGAAUGUUUGGCGGCUAUUUGUUUGGAUGUGAAUGGAAAUCCGAUUUCACUGGAUUGGGAGCCGCUGGGAUUGGUGUUAUCAUAUAUGAGAACUUGGCUUUCUCGAUUAAGGCAGAUUUGUUGUUCGCCGCAAAUUGGAGUGUUGAAUGUGGGAUCGAAGAAGUAUCGAAAGACGAAUAUUAGUGGUUUACGUGGAUUGGGAGAAAUUGGUGGGAGCGGUGGAGGAUUGUUGAGAUUACAAACUUUAGAGAAUUUGUUAAAUGAUAUGUUGAAUAAUGCAUAUAAUGACAUUACAUUUAUUGAAAAGUCGUUGAUUGAAUUAUAUGUUGAUGUAGGUGAGUUUUUGGAAUAUGUGUAUUGGCCGGAAAUGGCUUUGAAGUUUUUGGAAAUUGGUGCUGGCGAGACAAGGAAGAUUAUAUAUCGGACUGAAUUGAUUUUAGCGGAAUAUAUAAGGGAGUAUAAACAAAAGCGAUCUGAAUGGAAAAAGCAGCAUGACAAACAGGACGGAAGCACGGUUGACGAUGAAGACGAAGAAGAGGACGAUGAGAUCGGAAGUCUUCAAUCGGAUGAUCAUAAAUCGCGUAAACCAAAAGAUGAAUCACUUGCGAAACUUGAAGAUACAAUCCAAUCCACCCGAUUGAAACUUAGGAAUUGGAAUGUUCUAUUGCAUAAAUUUUAUUUCUUGUUAGCAUCCUCAUAUUUCCAAACCUAUGAUCCGGAGUUCCAGACAUUGAUAAAGGAACAUAAAUGUGAUUUUAAUAUUCCAGAACAGAUGCAUAAAUGGUUUGACCUAUCGGCUGAAUCAGCCCGUGCGAACGAAUUGGCAAGUUUGGUUAAUCAAGUCCCUGUUGAGAAAUUUAUAUUGANGCCCGCGCGAACGAAUUGGCAAAGUCAGGAACCAAAUGAAAGAAUUGCCAGGACUAAAUGGUAUGAACUGAGAUAUUAUGAAUUGGCAGAACGGACAAGAGGAGAUAUUUUGAAAUUGUCGAUCAUGAAUGUUGAAAAGCUAAUCAAAGCUAGAAUAACUAAUCGAGAAUCAACCACUGAUUAUCUCGACGAUGGUACGAUAUUACUUCCAAAGAAUUCUAAGAAGUUAUUUAAAUCAAUUCCUGUCAUGGAUGCGUCUGGUUUUGGUAAUUAUAUUGUCUCAUUCAAGGUUGAAAUAUUUGUCAAUAAAGUAGCAUCGCUCCUAUCCCAACUCAACAACCAGGCAGAAGUCAUAAAUCAGUGGAUGUCAGAACUUCUCACCCUUCUUUCGUCCCCAGUCUUAUCCCAAGAUAAAAAUCCGCAGGGAAACGAAUAUGAAUCCACUAUCGCUGACCAAGACCGAAUCUCGAGCUAUUUAUACAUCCUUACGAAGACCCUUGGGGACCGGAGUGAAUUUAUCACAGGAACUGAGAAUUCGAUAAAUAUAAUCGGAGUCAGGCGGGCUCAAGAGAAACGUGAACAGGAAUUGGAAUUGCUGAAGUUGAAUGAUGUGGGAUUUUUAACUGAAUUGGGGAAGAAACGUGAUGAAAUUAAACCAGCGGUGAACUGUUCGUUGCAGGAAUUGGUUGUGAGUAUAAAUACCCUUCAAGAAGACGGAGAAGAGCUGUUACUGGGAGUACAAAUACAAUUAGUGAAGGAUAUGACCGAUAGAUUGGGCGUGUUGUUGGAUAAUCAACGGUUGGCGAUUGUUUUGAUGCAAAGAGAACUAAAUUUGAAUUGUAAUGCUGUUUUUAAUUGUAGGAUUGAUUAUUAUAAAAGAUUACAACAGAUUAGUGAUACUGUUAAACCAGCUAGUUUUAAUUUCAGUCGAGACCGAUUGGAUAAAUCAUUGUUGAUGAUUAAAAUUGGGGAGUAUUAUUCGAAACAAGUUAGUUUGAAACAGAGGAUAGAUAAAUCGAUUGCCAAGUUUAGAUAUUUGACCACUUUGGUUGAUAAAUCGACUCAACAUAAUCACAAGCAGGCUGAAGAAGAGGAAGAGGACUUGAUUUGUAUUAUUUGUCGAUCAACAAUCACAAUUGGUUCGUUAACACAAUGUGGACAUAAAUAUUGUAAAGAAUGUUUGGAACACUGGUUACGGAAUCGUCAUUCAUGUCCCAUGUGUAAGUCGUUGAUAACCACAUCUACAGUUUAUAAUUUCACCCAUUAUAAACCUGACCUCAAAGCAAAACAAGUGGAUGAUUCAUUAGCUAUACCAACAGACCAAGAUGAAUUACAUUCGAUAUAUAAGGCCCUACCUGACAAAGAUAUUGAACAAAUUCAAGAAAUCAAUUUGAAAUCCUCAUAUAGUUCCAAAGUCGACAUGAUUGUUAAGCAAGUGAUAUAUCUCAAGAGUCGCGAUCCCGAUGUUCAAAUUGUCAUAUUUAGUCAAUGGCAAGAUAUGUUGUAUAUCUUAGGGUGUGCUUUCAAAGCCAUGGAUAUUUCAUUCAUUGGAUCAUAUGGAACCCUAACUCCGGAAAUCGGUGCCGGCAGAAGAGUGAAGAAAUUAGAUUCGGUGGAAACUUUUAAAGAUCCCAAGAAUAAAAUCACUUGCUUCUUGUUGAAUGCAAAAGCACAGGCUGCUGGUUUGACUUUGAUUAAUGCAACUCAUAUUUUCUUGUGUGAACCGUUAGUGAAUACUAGUUUGGAAUUACAAGCUAUAUCGAGAAUUCAUCGGAUUGGACAAACGAAACCAACAACCGUGUGGAUGUUUGCUAUUGAGAAUACUGUAGAAGAGAGUAUUAUUAUAAUGUCAACCAGAAAGAGGUUGAAAUACAUUCGAGAACAAAAACGUAGUGGUGAUAGAAUGACACCUGUUUCGGAGCGUGAAGAGUCAGCAACACCUCAAGCGCUGGCGUCUAGAGGAACAGCAUCAUUGAUUGCAAAUGCUAGAGAGAAGGAUUUGAGUAAGGCUGAUUCAUUGACGUUGAUGAAUGCAGGAGGGACAGAUACGUUGGUUAAUAAAGGGAUGACACAAGGAGAAUCAGUGACUAACUUCGAUUUAUGGGACGCGUUUUUUAGUGCAAAACUACAAUCACAUAACCCAAUGAUUGAUGAAGAGACGGAGUAG